AUGCUCGUCAGGACUGCUGUGGCGGCAGAGCUGUGCGACGUCCCGACCGCCCUCCUGCUGGCCGCUCACGCGAGGGACGCCUCCUCGGCGCUGAUCCUGCUGACCGGCAUAGCGGAGUGGUUCGGCCGCCGCCGCCGCGGGCGAGGGACGGACUUUGAGCUAGCGCUGGACGCCGCCGAGCGGCUUGGCAUCUUCGCGCGCCGGCAGACCUGGGACCGGUUUCGGCUGGACUGUCCGCUCGGGCGCGGCGGCCGCAAGCACCCUUCCGUGCGAUGGGGACGAAUCUUCCCCGACUGCCGGCCGAGCGGCUCGCACCACCGCUCGUCGGGCACGCCCGUCACGCCGCUGAUGCUGUGGCAAGCGGCGGAGGUUGCGAUGCUCGUGGUGCAGCAGGAGGCGCACGCCUUCCGUUAG
Messenger RNA from Emiliania huxleyi CCMP1516, 414 nucleotides. RefSeq lists its product as hypothetical. NCBI's taxonomy places the organism in Eukaryota, Haptophyta, Isochrysidales, Noelaerhabdaceae. The record is from RefSeq and is a predicted model, not a curated record. The transcript is spliced from 2 exons. The coding region runs from base 1 to 414 and encodes 137 amino acids.